CAGGCUACACAGCAGCAACGUUGAGCAUGGACGACGGCGGAGCAGCAGCAGACCUUGCAGUCGAGCACAAUGCACACGUGCGGCUGCAGAACGUGCUCGCUGGCUCCGAGGGAUGGACGGCACGGUUCUGGGCGUUCUUCACCCAGCGAUCGUGUGUGGUGGCGCUGAUUGCCGCCUCGUUUGUCGCCGUCUACUUUCUCCUUGCGCUCCGCAACCAGCCGGUGUGA
This is a messenger RNA of Thecamonas trahens ATCC 50062, 227 nucleotides long. RefSeq lists its product as uncharacterized. Lineage: Eukaryota; Apusomonadida; Apusomonadidae. The record is from RefSeq and is a predicted model, not a curated record. Bases 27 to 227 code for a protein of 66 amino acids. The transcript has 2 exons.